CAGUUCGGCCCUGCCUGGCACAGCAGUGGACGUGGAAUGCCGUCAAUGUAUCAGUCGCUGUCACCGUAAUGGAUCUGUCAACGUAAGAAACCAGACAUUUAUGCUUAGACCGCGGGAUACACUGUGAGUCUAUGAGGGAAGCGUUCGUUCCACCUAACCUGGAUUUCGCCAGUGAAGGAAACAAGUGACUUUUGAUUAGCUCGUAAGAUAUUUUCUCGUUUAUGUUAUAGCUGCGUUCAAAUUAUGCGCAGCAAAGAGAAACACGACUGGUAAAGCUGCUGUACUGUUCUCGCAUUCCCCUGGCUUUGCUCGCACGUCUAUAAUUGCGAUGGCUCCUAUGGGCAUCCGGCUGUCGCCGCUCGGCAUAGCCGUGUUCUGUUUACUCGGGGUCGGUGUGAUUUAUCACCUGUACGCGGGGGUUUUGUCCAGCAGACUCGCCUUUUUCCGCCAGAAGAGGACCGUGGAUCUGAGAGAGCUGCUGGCGCUGUCCAUAGACGCUGCGGUGCAGGGCGGACGGGAGGUGAAGAGGAUCCGGGAGGACAACACACUGGAGGAGAAGUCAAAGGGCAAAACGAAAGAAGGGGCUAGCGAGAAGUACACGCUGGGGGAUCUCAACUCCCACCGCAAGAUGUACUACCUGAUCAAGAACACAUUCCCUAAUAUACAGGUAAACUCAGAAGAGCACGCGAACGCUGAAGGUGAGGCCACAGUGUGGACACGAAUGAUCCCUGAAGAUAUUCUUGCUAAAGUCUCAGGCGGGAAGGAGAUUCCUGCAGAAAAGAUCACAGUCUGGAUUGAUCCACUGGACGCCACUCAGGAAUACACAGAAAAUCUCCUGAAGUAUGUCACAACCAUGGUGUGUGUGGCUGUGGACGGGGAACCUGUUAUAGGUGUGAUCCAUAAACCCUUCACUGGGUACACAGUUUGGGGUUUUGUUGGAGAGGGAUCCAAUGUGGCUCCUCGUGAUUCCUACAACACAAACUCUCCGAAGGUGAUCGUCUCUCGCUCUCACGCGGGCAAAGUGAAGAGCUUCGUUCAGACGGCGUUCGGCAACAAUACAGAAAUCAUACCAGCAGGGGGCGCAGGAUAUAAGGCACUGGCUCUCCUAAACCCCACUGAUGACAAACAAGAGACUGCUGAUAUCUACAUCCACGUCACAUACAUCAAAAAGUGGGAUAUCUGUGCGGGCGACGCCAUCCUGAAGUCUCUCGGUGGUCAGAUGACGACUCUGAAAGGAGAGCAGAUUGAUUACUCUGGGUUAGAAGGAAACAAGGGCGGUCUGUUAGCCAGCAUGAAAGUCGAUCACAAAGCAUUGGUGAAAAGACUUCCACUCUGGGAAGACAACAAACAAUAAUAAAUCACCAAUUCUGUUCAUAACACUCCCAUUUUCUUCGGUACCACAUAUUCGUUUAGAAAUAUGAAGAUCCAACAGAUUGCAAGAGGAAACGACUGAUCCAACAUCGCUGACUCUGGAAUAUGUGUAACAAUACCCAAAACAAGUUUGAGAUGUGUUUUAUAGUAAGGAUGUGUGCCUUUGGUUUGUACAGAUCAUUAAUAAUGCAUUGUGCUACACAUUUAAAGCGACAGUACAUCCAAAUUAAAAUUUACUCACAAUAAAGCUAUCCAAGAUGUA
Messenger RNA from Danio rerio (zebrafish), 1633 nucleotides. It is a transcript of the gene bpnt2, whose product is annotated as 3'(2'), 5'-bisphosphate nucleotidase 2. NCBI's taxonomy places the organism in Eukaryota, Metazoa, Chordata, Actinopteri, Cypriniformes, Danionidae. Gene Ontology annotation, biological process: inositol biosynthetic process; phosphatidylinositol dephosphorylation. Gene Ontology annotation, cellular component: Golgi apparatus; membrane. Gene Ontology annotation, molecular function: inositol monophosphate phosphatase activity. The record is from RefSeq and is marked validated.